This is a messenger RNA of Tremella mesenterica DSM 1558, 914 nucleotides long. RefSeq lists its product as uncharacterized. The coding region runs from base 26 to 853 and encodes 275 amino acids. NCBI's taxonomy places the organism in Eukaryota, Fungi, Basidiomycota, Tremellomycetes, Tremellales, Tremellaceae. The record is from RefSeq and is a predicted model, not a curated record. Gene Ontology annotation, molecular function: hydrolase activity. The transcript has 8 exons.
AUUUUCACAAGGGCAGACAUUCAAUAUGCUUAUCAAAACUUCCUACCGUGAUCUCCCUACCGUCGCUGACGGUCGAGAUGGUACCAUGCGAGUGUUCAUCAUUGAGCCUUACGUACCGGAUUAUCCUCAGGCGAAAUUCCCAGGAUGUGUCGUCUGGUCUGAGAUUUACCAAGUCAGCGCUCCUGUUGAACGCAUGGCAGGAAACAUCGCCAGUGAAGGAUUCGUGGUCGCUCUUCCUUCCGUAUAUCACGAAUUCCAAACUUCCGAAGCUAUCCCCUAUGACGAUGAAGGUACCGACAGGGGAAACCGUUUCAAGAUCGAAAAGACCAUCGAGGCGUACAACGAAGAUGCAAAACUCACUGUGGAUCUGUUAGUAUCGUUGCCCAGCUGUAACGGACGUAUCGCUUCCACUGGAAUGUGUCUUGGAGGUCAUCUUUCUCUCAGAUGUGCAUUCGAUCCUAGAGUCUUAGCUGCGUUCUGUUUCUUUGCUACCGACGUACACUCUGCCACUCUUGGUAAAGGCAAGAAAGAUGAUACUCUCAUUCGUGUGAAAAGCGGUGAACUAUCCAAUGGGACGGAAAUCAUGAUGGUGUUCGGUAAACAAGACACCCAUGUAAGUCGUGAAGGAAGGACUUUGAUCCGUGAGACUAUGGAAGAUUCCGGUGUCAUCUUUUCUUUCAUCGAAGUUCAAGCUCAACACGCUUUCGUACGUGACGAAGCUUCCAAAGGUCGUUGGGACGCAGCCUUGACACGUUCAAUGUUCCGAAUGAUGAUGGAACUUUUCAACCGUACCGUCGGUCGUGAUCUCGGUCCUAGGGUCGCAUUAAACGAAGAACCAGAACAUGUCUGUUGAUGUGCAUCAUCUCAUCAAUUAGAAUCACAAACCAAAGAUGAGAAUGCAAUGUUUCAAAUUG